AUGGACGCGCUCACUUGGUUAUCCCUCGGUCUACAAUUCGCGGCACUAUGCUCUAUUGUAGGGGCAUUGCUGCUAUAUCUGCUGAGGAAGGUCAGGGUAGCUGAAGUACUGCCAGCUGACAGCGCUAAAACAGUGCUAGUAACAUCAGUUGAUACAGCAUUGGGACUACAAAUUGCAACAUACCUAAGCAGUCGUGGUUGGCGAGUGAUCGCUGGCUGCAGGACAGGUGGACUAGGAGCCCGCCUGGCCGAUUCCUGGCUGCAAGCUCAUAUUGCGACCACGCCCGAAGACCAGCCGAAGCCGAGGCUCGUCACUCUUGAGUUGGACGUGGCUAGAGAGGAUCUGCUGGAGGAAGCCGCGAGAGCUACUGCCCAGCACUUACCCGCUGGAGAACAUGGCAUCUGGGCGGUAAUCAAUACGGCAGGCAGUAGUGGUCGCGGCGGGGCUACAUGUUGGGAGGCGGCGCUGCGAGGAAACGUGCUGGGAGCGCUGCGAGUCGCGAGGACAUUCUCUCCCUUACUAGCUGCGGCUGCGGCUGACCAUCCGCAUGCUGGCAGGCUGUUUUAUAUUGGAUUGACAUCAGACACAGCUUGCGAGAGCCUAUCGCGCCUCGAAGCAGGAGAUACGGGUGAGAAUAGUGCCGGUGCAGCGGCCGCGCGCUGGGGAGUGUGGGGAGCUGCGCGGGCGCUCCGUGCCGGCCUGCGUGCGCGCAGACUACAUGUUGUACUGCUACACACGCCGGAUCUAGCUGCGCAGGAGAUCUACUCGCCACCCUCACUGUUACAACCACCUAGCCAGCCCGCAAGCCGUCCCGAAACCCCAAGCUCCGAAGUAAGCGCUGGCACCGCUAGCUGCGCAGUGACUAUGCCGGGAGAAGCAGCUGAAUACAGCGCUAAGAUCCUACCGACCAGUGCUCUGAAGAUUCUAGAAGAUGCUCUUACAGUACCUUCACCAAGAGACGCCUACUACCUGAAGGUGAAACAAGACUCCUGGUUCACCAGGAUGCCCUCGCUGAGAGUCGCACACUGA
This is a messenger RNA of Spodoptera littoralis (African cotton leafworm), 1029 nucleotides long. The record is from the annotation of a GenBank genome assembly. Lineage: Eukaryota; Metazoa; Arthropoda; Insecta; Lepidoptera; Noctuidae.